AUACUGACAGAAUCAAAAGCCCACAAAUCGGCCCGACGCAACCCACGUCGUUCAGGUGUGUAGAAAUCGUCUCGGCGAUUUCCGAUUCAUCUCGUUCUUCCAAGGCCACAGGGUUCACAGAUUCUCUUCAAGAUGGAAUUCUGCAAUUCAUUCAUAUUCUUCACUCUGUUAAUCAUCCUCCCUCUCGCCCGGUGCGAGGAUACUGGUACGGUGCUUUUCGUCGAUAGCUCGUCGCAUCAAUAUCUUCGAUCUCAUUCACCCGAUGAUGGCGUCGAGCUUAGUUCGAUGUCACUUCCAGAAGUUGGUGCUGCUGUGUCGGUCUUGCUUGGUUUUGCACCGUCUUCAACACUUUCAGCUUCUGGUUCAUCUAAGUUGAAUGGGAUUUUGAUGCCAAAUCCUCUUGAUAGGCCUCGUUCAGUUUUUAUGCUUGAAAUUAAAGGAGCAUAUGAUCCUGAAUUUGUAAACCUCGAAAGUGGCUUGUCCGGAAAUGUCCUUACGAGCAAGGUUCAUGCAGGUUCUGAGAGUGCUGACAUCCAACUUCCUGGUGAGGAUGAAGUGUCUAUUGUUCCUUUGAAUGAACCAUUGUCAGAUUAUACAGAUGAAGACAUUAGAGAAUUUGCCUCUUUUAUUGGUGGAUCUUAUGCUGCUGAUGCAUCAAAAACUUUAAAUGGGGAAUUGGCUGUGCCUUUGAGUGAUGCUGUUCAGAUAAAUCUUCAUCUGUCUAAGACAGGGGACAGAGAAAUUGUAGGCAGUUUUUUAUGUCUAGUUCACAAUAUUAAAAGGGCUAUACACAUUCAUGAAGAUUUGUCACAAAAUGUGCAAAGUCCAUCUGAGCUUAUCACCGGCUCGUUCAAUAGCAUCAAGGCAUUCAAAGAUCAAAGUGAUUCUGAAGGAGAUGCUGAUCGUAGAUCGAGACUAUUUACUGUUACCUUGUCCAAGAUAUUCCACUUACUCCAAAAAGCAUAUGAUGGUCAAAUUGUUGGAGUCAUUUUCUUUUCUGGAUCAUCAUCACCAAAGGCAGAAAAAGGAUUAAAUGUGAUGUUUAAGCCUCGGCGGACUCCACGUUGGUUGGUGGAAGACGUCAAAGUUAACACAAGUAUUCAAGAAGUUAUAUUGGUUAGGACUACCCUUGCCUGGAUCACAGGAAUCAUCCUUUUGAUUGCUACUCUUAUGGGGUCAUGCUGCCUUCUAAGGAUGCCACUGACAAGGGACACCCUCCUCUAUUCUAACGUCAAAUUGGACUAAGAUCGAACGAAACCGCCAACUGAUGGAUGCUCGACAUGGUCAUUGUCCACCAUUGAAGCAUUUUCGCCAUGAGAUUUGUGUAAGUGCCCUUUCAGCAACGUUCUUGUCUACAUUUUGAUGUAGAAAACCUUAUUAUUAAUGGUAGCAAUGGUAUGGUAUGCUUUCUACAAGUUAUUGAUAGCUAUAUAUUGAAUGGAUAACAAGAUGGGUUGUUGUACAAUAAAGUUAUUUUUGAAACGAGAUUCGUUUAUGUAUAUUAUCAAAGUUCACCGAUCACCGAGGUCAAAACGCUUCUCGUUAGUGAUUUGGUAGAUUGUGAGAAGUGGUGAUGAAGAUUAUUUA
Messenger RNA from Cucurbita pepo subsp. pepo (vegetable marrow), 1587 nucleotides. RefSeq lists its product as uncharacterized. Gene Ontology annotation, cellular component: endomembrane system. NCBI's taxonomy places the organism in Eukaryota, Viridiplantae, Streptophyta, Magnoliopsida, Cucurbitales, Cucurbitaceae. The record is from RefSeq and is a predicted model, not a curated record.